Anarrhichthys ocellatus (wolf-eel) is the source of this 1061-nucleotide messenger RNA. RefSeq names its product dipeptidyl peptidase 2-like. Gene Ontology annotation, cellular component: vesicle. The transcript has 7 exons. The record is from RefSeq and is a predicted model, not a curated record. Gene Ontology annotation, molecular function: dipeptidyl-peptidase activity; serine-type exopeptidase activity. Gene Ontology annotation, biological process: proteolysis. The coding region runs from base 16 to 1023 and encodes 335 amino acids. Lineage: Eukaryota; Metazoa; Chordata; Actinopteri; Perciformes; Anarhichadidae.
ACAGACACAUGCGAUAUGCGCAUGCGCAGUCAUCCGAGCAGGAGUCUGCAGCGCGCUUGGAAUAUGAGCAGCCCGCUCGUUGUGUUCACGGUGACAGUAGCCCUGCUCGGUGUGCACGUGCUGCACGGCCUCCCGUACUCUUACCUUCAGCCAAGGAGCCAUCAUGGAGUCAAGACAGAGACGUUCAGCGAGAAGUACUUCACUCAGACUGUGGACCACUUCAACUUCAACAGCAUGGGGAACGGGACGUUCCUCCAGCGGUACCUGAUCACAGAGGAGUACUGGACGCAAGGCUACGGUCCCGUCUUCUUCUACACCGGCAACGAGGGCGACAUCUGGGAGUUUGCAGCCAACUCUGGCUUCAUCACAGAGCUGGCUGCUCAGCUCAGAGCCGUGGUCAUAUUCGCUGAACAUAGGUACUACGGCACAUCUCUGCCGUUUGGCAAAGACUCGUUCAGCGUCCCUCAGAUCGGCCUGCUGACGGUGGAGCAGGCCCUCGCUGACUACGCCGUCAUGAUCCGGGACCUGAAGCAGCAGCUGGGGGCCGCAGACUGUCCCGUCAUCGUGUUUGGUGGCAGUUAUGGUGGGAUGCUGUCGGCCUACAUGAGACUCAAGUAUCCGAACAUGGUGGCUGGAGCUCUGGCUGCCAGCGCCCCCGUGCUGUCCACUGCGGGGCUGGGACACUCCGGCCAGUUCUUCAGAGAUGUAACAGCUGAUUUUGAGAGCGUUGCCUCUGAAUGCAGAGAUGCUGUGAGAGGAGCCUUCCAUCAGCUGACAGGACUAGCACAGCACCAAGAUUACAGUCGCAUCCAGUCCGAGUUCUCGCUGUGCAAGCCUCCAUCAUCUGCUCAGGACAUCCACCAGCUGAACGGGAUGCUGAGGAACGCCUUCACUCUGCUGGCCAUGCUGGAUUACCCGUACAGCACUCACUUCAUGGGGAGCAUGCCCGCCAACCCUGUCAAGGUAACAGCAGAGCAGUCACACAUCUGGUUAACAGCAGCACAUCUGCCCAUAUAUCUGUAACAAAACAAGUGAAUAUUAGAGCAGCGUAUGUUUAAAUG